Vespula pensylvanica (western yellowjacket) is the source of this 1974-nucleotide messenger RNA. Its product is annotated as cell division cycle-associated protein 7-like. The transcript has 4 exons. Gene Ontology annotation, biological process: regulation of DNA-templated transcription. The record is from RefSeq and is a predicted model, not a curated record. NCBI's taxonomy places the organism in Eukaryota, Metazoa, Arthropoda, Insecta, Hymenoptera, Vespidae. Bases 115 to 1041 code for a protein of 308 amino acids. Gene Ontology annotation, cellular component: nucleus.
AUAUAUUCAAAUAAUAAGAAACAGUUAAAAAGUGCUAUUUGCUUUGAAGAUAUGUGAGAGAGAGGUAUAUUCGACAAUAAAUUUUUCUAUAAAUAUUUAAUUUCAUAUGAAAUAAUGAGCGACGACGAUUAUAAUACUCUUCGUCAAAAAAAUAUUGCUGAAAGAAAUGCUAUUUUCGCGGAGUUUUUCAAAGAUAUAAAUGAACUAAAAGCCGAAGAAAAAAAUUUACAAGAAGCAUAUAAAAAACAGGAAGAUAUUGAAAAUGAGCCACCUAGAAAAAAACAAAAAAUAAGUCAAAAUCGUAAGAAAGGCGGUGAUAAUAAUUUAAAAAUUAAAACACAAUUAACGAUACGUAAGCAAUAUAAUACUAGAAGUAAAGCUAGAAAUUCUGUAAGUGAUACAUCAAAUGAUUCUGAUAAUAAUGAAAAUGCUAAUGAAUGCAAAAGAAGCAAAAGAAAAAUAAAAGUUCUGUUUCCUUGGGCAAAACCUUUCCAAAGAAGUAUUGAUCUAAUGAAAAUGGGAAUAUGUGAUGUUGAUGAGGAAGAAGAAGAUGACGAUGAUGAUGAUGAUUACGAUAAUAAUCUAUUUGAAGAAUCGAUUAGUAAUAAAAAAGGUUCCAAGAUAUUAAAAUCUCCAUAUGAUCCUAAUAACAUACCAUCCGUUGAUAAGAUAACACAGAAAAUGUUGGAUAACGUAGCAAAACGAAGCACACUAAAACAAUAUUGUAAAAUAUAUGGUACAUGUUGCCAUCAAUGUAGACAAAAAACACUAGAUACAAAAACAGUUUGUAGAUCGGGAGAAUGUAUUGGUAUAAGAGGUAAAUUUUGUGGGCCUUGCUUACAGGGAAGAUACGGAGAAAGUGCAGUUGAAGCCUUGCAAGAUCCUAAUUGGGCCUGUCCUCCUUGCAGAGGUUUGUGUAAUUGUAGUAUAUGUAGAACAAGAAAUGGUUUACGACCAACAGGAAUUUUAGCUCCUGUAGUACAAGAGGAAGGAUAUUCAUCAGUGAUGGAUUAUCUACAAUCAGUUGAAGAUGACACAUAAUUUGUUUUCAUAAAAUACAAAAGAACUAACAACAAUUGCAUAUUGUCUUGGUGAUAAAACAGGAUUGAACAAGCGUAAAAUAACAGAUUUUGAACACUGCUUACUGUUCUGUAGAUAUAUUAUUCUAUCUAAUAUAAUUGCUGCCUCCAGUACAGGACUUAUGUAUAUUCGUAAUAUUUGGAAAAGAUUCAAUUUUAAUUUGAAAUGUAUAUGAGACUGAUACAACUCUUCUAAAAUUUCAGUUGAUGGUAUCUAAAAAAAUAUUUCUUAUAUAUCAAAUAUACUAUAAAAAAAUGUGUUGUAAUGGCAAAUUAUUAACACUUCUUUAUUCCUUACUUUUUUUGAAUCUAUUCCAAUUUUCAAUAAUGCCCACUUUGCAUAAGUUGGAAAGUCACACAAUGGUCCUCCACGUCCUAUCCUUACAUUAUAUAAACCUGAAAACAUUAAUUUAUUAUAAUGUAAGUAAUGUGAGUAAUAACAUUACUUAUAAAUAAAAUUGGACUAGUAAAUUAAUUAAUUAAAUUUACAAUUUUACCCAUAGAAUGUAAAAGUACUUGUAAUAAUGCUCUGUAGAAUAAUGAUGGUGACAAUGAUUUGGCUUCUUUUGUUCUUUCUAUACAUUGUUGUGCCAACAUUCUGGCAUUUCUAGAAAAGUUAAUUCUUUUGCUAAAUGAUUCGUUUACUAAAUGAUAACAACACGGUACAACACAAAUUACUUUAAAGUCAUCAUUUUGCAGAAAAACUUUCAUAAGAGAAUGAGCUAAAGAUCCACAUGUAUGUAAUCCAGUUAGAAUCAAGUUACUUUUUAAAUUCCAAUUUGGAAAAUGUAUGUUCACCAUUGUACUGUAGUCUGUAUUAUCAUCAAUUUUAGUAACUACAUAUUUGACCUAGAAAGACAUGAAUAUACACUAAUAAUGAUUACAAAAAUAUAAA